AUGAGAUUUACUGCAAUCGCCCUGGCCUUCGCUGCCGCCCUUACCGUCUCGGCCGCUCCAAGCCCCGGCGGCAACUCCAACGACAAAUGGUCCUGCGAGUUUGACCUUCAGAACGGAGGCGAAUGGUACCAGUCCGGCUAUGGGGGCUAUGGCGACUGCCACAAAUGGGGAUCUAACAAGAAGUGCACCGGUGCAUACAUGCACAAGGGAAAUAGUAAGGCUAAGAAGGUCUACAUGUACAAGGACAAGAACUGUCAGCAUGAGAUCAAGGAAUGCGAGUAUGGCCAGCAGCAGUGGUGGAAGGAUGAGCCCAUGCAAGUGGGCAGCUACUGUGUUAAGGAAUAUUGA
This is a messenger RNA of Mytilinidion resinicola, 348 nucleotides long. RefSeq lists its product as uncharacterized. The transcript is spliced from 2 exons. Bases 1 to 348 code for a protein of 115 amino acids. The record is from RefSeq and is a predicted model, not a curated record. Lineage: Eukaryota; Fungi; Ascomycota; Dothideomycetes; Mytilinidiales; Mytilinidiaceae.